AUGUCAAUUAGACUGUUAUUUUUAGGUGCACCAGGCAGUGGUAAAGGCACUAUAUCAUCAAGAUUAUUAAAAAGAUUUCCCAUUGGUUAUUUAUCCUCGGGUGAUAUAAUUAGAUCUCAAAUAUCUCAACAAACUUCAAUUGGAAAACAAGCACAAGAUUACGUUCAAAAUGGUUCAUUAGUUCCUGAUAAUUUAAUGGUUAGUUUAAUAUUAAAAGAAUUAGAGCUGAAAAGUUGGUCAAAUUGGUUAUUAGAUGGUUUCCCAAGAACAAUAAAUCAAGCAAAAGAAUUGAAUAAAGAAACAAAUUUAAAUUUGGUAAUUGAAUUGGAUGUACCACAAAAUAUUAUCCUAGAUAGGAUAAAUGCAAGAUGGGUACAUUUAAAAAGUGGAAGAAUAUAUAAUUUAGAUUAUAAUGCUCCCAAAAUUCCAUUCAAAGAUGAUAUAACCGGCGAACCAUUAACAAAAAGAGACGAUGAUAAACCUGAAAUAUUUGAAAAAAGAUUGAAAAAGUAUAAUGAAGAAAUUAAACCAUUAAAAGAUUAUUAUGACAAACAAGGUAUACUAUAUACCAUCAGUGGAAAUACUUCAGAUAUAAUUUAUCCAAAAUUAGAAUCAUUAAUAAUUGAAAAAUUCAAAUUAUAG
This is a messenger RNA of Insectozyma verbasci, 642 nucleotides long. Lineage: Eukaryota; Fungi; Ascomycota; Pichiomycetes; Serinales; Debaryomycetaceae. The record is from the annotation of a GenBank genome assembly.